AUGGGACGUGUAUUAUAAAAAACUGCUAUUUCUACUAAUAUUAAAGAAAGAUUGGACUUUUCAUGUGCUUUGUUUUCAAAUAUAGGGGAUUUAGUGGCCAAUGCACCACAUUUACCUGUACAUUUAGGCUCUAUGGGUGAAUCUGUGAAGUAUUAAAUAUAAAAUAACCCAAAUUGGAAAGGUCAAGAGGUCAUAAUGACAAAUCAUACAAACUUUGGAGGCUCUCAUUUGCCUGAUAUUACUGUCAUAACACCUGUUUUUACCGAAUAGAGUCUCCAACCAGCUUUUUUUGUAGCUUCAAGAGGCCAUCAUGCUGAUGUAGGUGGUAUUACGCCUGGAAGUAUGCCUCCUUUUUCUAAAAAACUAACUGAUGAAGGUCUCGCAGUAAAAACAAUGAAGAUAGUUGACUAGGAAGGAAUUUUCAAAGAAACUGAAAUCCGAACUUUAUUGUAAGAAAAUAACUGUAGACUCAUAGAAGACAAUAUAUCGGAUUUAAAAGCCCAAAUAUCUGCAAAUAAUAAAGGGAAAUGCUUACUUUUAGACUUAAUAAAUGAAUACUCAUUAGCUUAUGUAUAAAAAUACAUGAUUUUUAUAUAGGAAUAUGCAGAAACUUGUGUAAAAAACAUGCUUAAAAAAAGUCUUUUGCCCGAAAAAGUUCAAGAAAUAGAAUAUAUGGACGAUGGUACCCCUAUAUGUCUAGAAAUGACUAUAGAUAAAAAGACCGGGAAAGCCCAUUUUGAUUUUUCAAAUACUGGCUUAGAGGUAUUUUCGAAUACAAAUACACCAUAUUCAGUUUGUAUUUCGGCUAUUAUUUAUUGCCUUAGAAGCCUUGUGGAUGAAGAAAUUCCAUUAAAUUAGGGAUGUUUGAAAGGUAUUUCUAUAUAUAUUCCAAAAAACUCGAUUUUAAACCCGUCAGAAGAUGCAGCGUGCGUAGGGGGGAAUGUGUUAACUUCUUAGAGAAUCACAGAUUUGAUUUUGAAGGCUUUUAAGGCUUAGGCGGCAUCUUAUGGAUGUAUGAAUAAUUUUACUUUUGGAAACGAAAAAAUGUCUUAUUAUGAGACUAUAGGUGGCGGAGCGGGAGCCGGAAACGGGUGGAAUGGAUAAGAUGCGGUUUAAUGUCAUAUGACGAAUACUAGAAUUACUGAUAUAGAGAUUUUAGAGAGGAGAUAUCCGGUUAUUCUUUGGAAAUUUUAAGUAAGAGAAGAUAGUGGAGGUUAAGGGAAGUUUAAAGGGGGGUGUGGAAUUGUGAGAGAGUUUUAAUUUUUAGAAAAUAAUAUUGUUUGUAGUAUUUUGAGUGAAAGGAGAGUUUUUGCACCAUUCGGGUUAGAAGGGGGAGGAGAGGGGAAAAAAGGAUUGAAUUUGUAUAUUUAGAAUGAUAGAAAAAUAGUUAAUUUAGGAGGAAAAAAUACUGUAGUAGUUUAAAAAGGAGAUAGGAUUAUUAUUAUGACACCAGGAGGGGGUGGAUUUGGGAAAAAUUAAGAAGGGGAAAAUCAGGAAAAAUAAGGGUUUUAAAAAAUAAUGAUAGAUAAAGAGUUUGGAAGUUUGCUUAAUUAUUAGAGACUAUAGGAAAGUGCAUGA
Molecule: messenger RNA, 1578 nt
Organism: Ichthyophthirius multifiliis
Lineage: Eukaryota; Ciliophora; Oligohymenophorea; Hymenostomatida
Exons: 1
Biological process (GO): glutathione metabolic process
Cellular component (GO): cytosol
Molecular function (GO): 5-oxoprolinase (ATP-hydrolyzing) activity
Source: RefSeq, a predicted model, not a curated record